AUGGACUGUGGGAAAAGUUUCAUACAGAGAUCAGACCUGGAUAAACAUCAGAGAAUCCACACAGGAGAGAGACCUCACAAGUGUAUGGACUGUGGAAAAAGUUUCAUACAGAGGUCAGGCCUUGUAAAACAUCAGAAAAUCCACACAGGAGAGAGACCUCAUAAGUGUUUGGACUGUGGAGAAAGUUUCAGAAUCACAUCAUCCCUUGUUUUACAUCAGAGAAUCCACACAGGAGAAAGCCCCCAUAACUGCUUAGACUGUGGAAAAAGUUUCAGACGGAGGUCAGAGCUUGUUAAACAUCAGGUAAUCCACACAGGAGAGAGACCCCACAAGUGCUUGGACUGUGGGAAAAAUUUCGUACGGAGGUCAGACCUUAUUAAACAUCAGGCAAUCCACACAGGAGAGAGACCCUACAAGUGCUUAGAGUGUGGGAAAAAUUUCAUACGGAGGUCAGACCUAAUUAAACAUCAGGCAAUCCACACAGGAGAGAAGCCUCACAAGUGUUUGGAAUGUGGAAAAUGUUUCACACACAGAUCACAUCUUCUAGCACAUCAUAGGAUCCACACAGGAGAGAGACCCCAUAAGUGCUUGGACUGUGGGAAAAGUUUCACAAACAAAUCAGCCCUUGUUUCACAUCAGAGAAUCCACACUGGAGAGAGACCCCAUAAGUGCUUGAUCUGUGGGAAAAGUUACACACAGAGAUCACACCUCACUAAACAUGAGAGAAUCCACACAGGAUCUAAACUUCUGUAACACAUGGCCAGAAAGGGUUAAGCUACUUGCAGGCUAAUUGACCCACAUUCAACCUUUAGACACAGGUUAGAAAUGUGUGUAAAUAGGAAUUAGAGCUAUCCACAUUAGAUAAGCUAGAGCUUUGAAAUGUAAACUUUUAUGGUUAAAGAACUGGAAGAAGAUAGUAAUUGUACUAGUCUAUGCUUACUUACAUUUUGUUAGAAGGUUAACAGUGUAACCAAAGGGCUCCUGUCUAGGGCUGUAUUUUGUUCAAUCUGAGAUGGACAGGAAAUAUUAACAAAUAGAGAACACUUGGGUGUAAUAAUGUCAUUGUCUACAUGUCUCUGUAAAGUUUGUGGAAAACUGUC
Molecule: messenger RNA, 1100 nt
Organism: Chelonia mydas (Green sea turtle)
Lineage: Eukaryota; Metazoa; Chordata; Testudines; Cheloniidae
Product: zinc finger protein 436-like
Exons: 2
Coding region: 1-753 (250 amino acids)
Biological process (GO): negative regulation of transcription by RNA polymerase II
Molecular function (GO): DNA-binding transcription repressor activity, RNA polymerase II-specific
Source: RefSeq, a predicted model, not a curated record